UGAAGGAGUGCUGCACAAACAGAAAAUCAAGGCAGCUGCGUCGCAUUGAAGCAGCAAAGCAGUGAAGGUAAAGUAGCAGGAAAACUAAAGUCGGGAUGCAGAGACAUGUGGUGAUUAUACAUCUUCUCACAUGUCUUCAUUUCUUCACUUCUUGUGAAUAAGAGGAAAAAGGCCUCAUGGAACCCGCAAGCUGAAGACAUCAACACAACCGUCCUGCUGCGUUCUCACAUGGGCUCACUAACACAUCUUCCAGUCAUUGUAGGAAGGGGGCUGGCACGAACGUCAGCUUAAGACACCAUCAAGGAAUAGAGCUGCAAAAAGCAUCAAACAUCACCAUGCUCGAGCUGAACUGUUCCCUCGAAGCUAUUUUCAUAUCUGGUGCCCAAGUCUUCGAUGGCGUGGGCUGCCCCGAGGCCGCUGUGGGGUGUGGGAUGAAUAUCUCGCUGGUGCUGGCCAACGCCACCGAGCAGGAUCUGGAUGAGCUGUGUUUGAGUGAGGAGGAGUACCUGGCCAGGCGCCUGGGGCCUCUCCGGUCCCCCGCCUUCUCUCCCGUCUGCGCCACCUACCUCGCCAUCUUCAUGGUGGGCGUCCUGGGCAACUGUUUGACCUGCGCGGUCAUCUUACGCUACAGGGUGAUGCAGACGCCCACCAACUACUACCUGCUGAGCCUGGCGGUGUCUGACCUGCUGGUGCUGCUGCUGGGCAUGCCUUUAGAGCUCUACGACAUGUGGCGGAACUACCCUUUCCUGCUCGGCGAGGGGGGCUGCUACUUCAAAACCUUCCUGUUUGAGACCGUCUGCUUCGCCUCAAUCCUCAAUGUCACCGCCCUCUGUGUGGAACGCUACGUGGCUGUGGUACACCCCCUGAAGGUCAAACACAUGACCACGCGCGCCCACGUCAGGAGGGUCAUCUUCAUGCUAUGGGUUCUGUCCAUUGUGUGUGCUGUGCCAAACACCAGCCUGCACGGCAUCAUGGUGCUGCCGCCAAGAUUUGGACGACAGUUUCCUCGAUCUACAAUCUGCCAUGUGGUCAAGCCCACCUGGAUGUACAACCUGAUCAUCCUGAUUUCCACGCUGGUCUUCUUCCUGCUCCCCAUGUUGAUAAUUGGCGUUCUCUACCUGCUCAUUGGCCUGCAGCUCCGCAGGGAGAAGUUCAUGACCGUGGCGGACACCACGUGUAGCUUUGGAAGGGAAAGUGUCUUCGGGUUGAAUAAACAGAAGCUGAGCAAACGCAACGUGCAAGUCACCAAGAUGCUGUGUGUGUUGGUGGUCGUGUUCGGCCUCUGCUGGGCGCCCUUCCACGUGGACCGCUUGAUGUGGAGUUACAUCGACAACUCAUCCCAGCAGCACCUCAAGCUCUUCGAGCGAGUCCACGUCGUCUCCGGAGUUUGCUUCUACCUGAGCUCCGCCAUCAACCCCAUCAUCUACAACCUCAUGUCCACCAGGUUCAGGGAAGUGUUCAGUCAAGUGACUUGUUUUUCUAACAGCUGGCCGAUACGCUCCACCUCACAGGGGACCCGGCGCAGCACCUUGAGCGAGAAAAUACUAUGAAUUGGACCUAGGGUCUGGAUAUAAUACACAGAUGGGCAACAACUUAAUUUUUCUUUUAUAAUUGAACAAGUACAGGACACAAGUUGGGUGGAGCAGUGGUGUGAUUAGAGGGUGUGCAUUGUAAAUACCUUUUCCCAACCUAUUCAUGUAAAAACAUCUCCCGUUCUGUGUACGUUGAUUUAACAUUGACAUCUUCUUCUCUUUAAAACUUGUGACUUCCCUGAAAGCUAUUUUGUCAGUGUGAUACAUGGAUUGUUGUCUUUUACCCAUUUUUGCAAUGCUGGUUUCCCCCUAAUCUGACUCUGACUCCAUUGUUGGCAAUGGGCUUUAUUUUUUUUAUGGCAGCGUAAUGCAUUUUCAAUCACACGAGUCAUGUAAUGUCAGGUGACUGCCUGCUGCCGACCAGAAGCCAGCCACAAGAGCAGAUAGAUGAAAAAAAGAUGUAUAUAUUGUAUUCAAAAUAAAGAAAAUUAUGUUUUCUUCAACUGCAUAUUGCAAAAACGAUUGUUAUUAUGAUUCCUGUCCAGCUCGCUCCUAUUGAAAUUUGUUCCUGUCUUGUAAUCAAUCGUGAAACUGACCAUCAUCCUGCAGGAAUCAUGUAACACACAGGAGUCCACAACAAGGUGGAGGGUAUCUUGCAGAGUUUCAGGAGCAGGACCACACGUCAACCUCCUAACCCUCUGGCCUCUUCCCUUCUCCUAUACGGAUCACUUGUUUUUCCCCUCUCCUUGCUCCUCUACAUAGGGUCCUGAGGUGGCCCAUCCCGCCAGGUUGCUUCAACAGAUCCCCAGUCCAAAGCUUCCCCACAAAGAAACUAAGACCCAAGAGUCCUUUAAACUCUCCUACGUCGCAUCUCGUUGAUGGUGUGGUCCUGGCUAGUGAAUGGGACUCAUGGGAUAUUUAGGAGCUACCACCCUCAUCAUCGAAAGUAACUCGAAACCGAUUUGGAAUAGAGGAACAAUAAAAUAAAAGAUUAAAAUGAGGAUUCAGUCAAUUCUCAGACGAACAAGGAAAUAAGCAUAAAAAUACACACAGCAGCAUUUUUAUGCAAUGAAGACAGAACCAUUUAGCAGCUUUGACGUUAAUUAAUUUCUAUUUAUGUUAUGUAUUUAUGGUAUUUACCUCAUAAUGCGAGGUAACAUUUCAAUGCUUGCAUAUUGAAUGAAGAGUGAAGGUACAAUGCCUCAUGUGUGAGAAGGAAACAGAAAUGAAAGUUAAUAAAGGGAAACAGGAUUAAUGAUGGGAUGGUUUGAAUAUGACACAAUACUAAUUAGUCAGGUGCCUUAAAACUACUUUCAUUAUGUUCAUAAUAUUGUAUGAAUAUAUAUAAAAAACAUAAAGCAUUACGAUUAUAUAGACCAUCACAGCAUUCACACAAAUGUAUUCAUAUACAAUGUACAAUAUUAGUUAAAUUGUGUAAAGCUCAAUUAACAAAAUGAAUUAAUAUUCA
Molecule: messenger RNA, 3000 nt
Organism: Pleuronectes platessa (European plaice)
Lineage: Eukaryota; Metazoa; Chordata; Actinopteri; Pleuronectiformes; Pleuronectidae
Product: neuromedin-U receptor 1
Exons: 5
Coding region: 336-1550 (404 amino acids)
Biological process (GO): G protein-coupled receptor signaling pathway
Cellular component (GO): plasma membrane
Molecular function (GO): neuromedin U receptor activity
Source: RefSeq, a predicted model, not a curated record